CCUUAAUCAUACUUCUUUAUUGGCUAAGGCCUCUUUGAUUUAAGAACCAUUUUUAUACGCAGGAAAAGUACUUGUUUAUAAGUAUUAGUUGAACGGAUAUCCUAUGUUUCAAUUUCUGUUUUCCCUCUGUUAAAUGAUUUUCUUCAUUCAUUUUAUAUUCGCUUCUUUUUUGUAAUUGAAUUUGUGAAAUUGUGGUGGAACACUAGAACUCUUAACAUACAUAUAUGAGUGAUCCAAAUGAGGAAAGGAGUGUUAUUUUACAUAUCAUCUUAAAUUAUCCAAUCUCUAUGUCGAACAAAUUGGAUCUUAUUUAAAGUGACUAAUUAAACUCGUCUUCUUUAAACCAACAUAUAUUGGAGACCAAAACCUUGCAUUAUUAAACAUAUAGUGAAAAAGACAAUUAAACCUUUAAUUUGUCGUUGCCGUAUAAUUUGAACACAAACCUUAACCAGCAAACUUAAACCUUUAAUAGUACUAUAUUUUUUUAAUUAUUCAAAGAAUUAUGUUUGUUUAAUGGUGAUAAAUGAUAAAUAAGAAAACGACUGCUCACUCAAUCAGAUUGUAUCGGCGGGCAGAAGAAGACAGGGAGUGAGCAUCACCACAAAGCGUCAACAGUUAUAUAUAAAAGCAACUCUAUGCGGAAAAUUAAUACCUCCAUUAUAAUUCAGUGAAUGGUAUUGAAAAAGGAAGAAAUAUUGUGACCACAAAAUAUUCAAUUCCGUAUAAAUUUUACUACCACUCAUAAAGUUUCAUCAUUAAUCAUAAUUUUCAAAAAAGCUAAAAUUACGAAUCUCUUUCACACAAUUAAUGAAUAAUUUGAUACUUGUGGGACCAUUCUACACACUCACGAAUAAUGUCCAUGGUUUAUUCAAUUUGGAAAUGGAAAGUUUAAUUAUUUUAAAAAAUCAUCAAAGUACUACUAUACUUUAUAUUGUUAAAUUAGCUGCUAAAUUUGAUUUAAAAAGUUUAAACUUUCCGAAAUCACAAAGCAUCAUAAAAAAACGGUUAACUGGUAAAUCUCUACACAUUAUUCUGAUUUUUAGGGUUAGCUCACUUGUUCCUAUUUUACCGUUUUGAAAAACCCUCACUUUUUUUUAACUACUAUAACAUGACAGAAAAGACAGAGGAAGUAAUUGUCAAAGUUUUAGGAUAAUGCCAGAAGGGUAUAAGCUGUCCUAGAAUCUAGCUUCCCAAUCUCUAAAAAAUUAAUCUCAUAAAUUCAAGGCUUCAAACCCCUCUUUUUUCUUCACCCACCAUUGUUAUUAGUCUGUGCUACUAUUCAUAUAUUCCCCACCCAAAACUUAAAGAAGAAGAAGAAGGAGAAGAUCAAGGUCUCAUGUCAUUUGACUUCUCUACAGCAUCUGCCAACCACGAAAAGGGAGAUGGCUCAAAAAUGGAGAAGAGAUACAUUGGAGUAAGAAAGAGGCCGUGGGGGAAAUACGCCGCGGAAAUUAGGGAUUCGACAAGGCAUGGCGAGAGAGUUUGGUUGGGAACAUUCAAUACUGCAGAAGAGGCUGCUCUAGCUUAUGAUCAAGCUGCAUUUGCGACGAGAGGCGCCUCGGUUCCACUCAACUUUUCCGUAGAGAGAGUGACAGAAUCUCUUGAGAAGAUCAAGUAUCGCUGCGAGGAGGGCUCGUCUCCUGCAAAAGCCCUGAAGGAGUCUCACAAGCUGAUGAACGCAGCAACGGCGAAACAAACUAGUUCGAGUAAGAAGCGUGUUGGAGAAGAGGAUGUUGUGAUUCUUCAUGACUUGGGAUCUGAUUUAUUGGAUCAGCUCUUGUCUGAGAAUUCAACUACUGAUUGAACAUAAACACUAUUUAGGUCUUGUAAGUAAAUCUUGAUCCUUUUACCUCUAUCUGUUUUUUUUUUGGGGAAUAUUUUCUGUGCUGCUGCCCUUGUGUUGUUCUUGAUUUUGGGUUCUAUUAAACCCUUGAUCUCUAUUGAAUAAUCUCCUAGUUUAUCAAUUCAAAUAUGAGUUGGAGUUGAAUGAAAGUUCAAUUCGAAUUUGAUACAAGUUUCAUUUAGCCUCAAAUUUAUUUAAUUGCAUUUGCUUGUCCCUUUUUAAUUUUGCUUUUGGGAGAAAAACCUUAUUUAGGUAGGAGAUUAAGCAUAUAUGGCUUGAAUAAUAUAUAACCACUAAAGGAAAUCAUGUGAAAUGCUACUGUGGCUGUAGGAGCUCAGAAACUCAAUUUGGUGUUGAAGAUUUUGAAGAUCUAUUCUCAAUCAAUAUAUAAAGUUUUGCUGAUGUUGACUAUACAUAUUCCACAUAUAAACUCAGUCGAUUGAUCAGAAUUAAUCUCGUCUCAUAAAUACUGCUUAGUAGUAUAUUAGAUGGAAUAGUAUUAUCUUUGUUAUUUAAGUUCAAUUCUGUUUGGAUUUGGCUAAAUAUGAUUUUCCUAACAGUUCUUAUUAUAUAGACGUUAGAAAAGGAGACGCACCUUGUUAGUAUGAAUAACAUCUAUGAAAUAUGUUAAGUUCUAACUGGAUAUACGUCUCAUUAUCCACCAUAGCCUUGACGACUAGCUAGUCUUGUUAAGAGAGAAUAAUGUACUGUAAUGUUAAGUUCUAACUGGAUAUACGUCUCAUGCGAAUAAUUGUACUUAUAUAUUCAUUUUCUCAAAAUCAAUUUCUGGUUAAGAGAAAUAAUGUACUGUACUAAAGUUAUGUGUUGUAGUACAGGCCUUUGAAUUGUUUUCACUGUCACGAAUUUUGAUCUUUCGGUUGCUCUAACCACCAUAGCCUUGACGACUAGCUAGUCUUGAUCAUGGCUCGUAUCCUUCGAUUGGCUAUAUAUUGCCACACAUGGACGCACAAAAAGCAAGAGAACAAAGCUCAGUUCUCUCCCUCAUUUUUAAUCUUCUAAUUACCAGCAUAAAGCUCAGUUCUAAUUUUCUUGUUCAGUUUCAAUAAUACCAAGCUAUGUCAAUUUUAGUACAUCAAGAACUUAUCAUUUCAUGUAAAUCACAAGCUGUUUUAUCUUUCUUUUGUAUGCAUUUCCAAAAUUAUAUGGUGCACAUAUUGAAAUCAUUCAACCUCUUUUUCUAUGAAAAUUUACUGGACCA
Molecule: messenger RNA, 3062 nt
Organism: Salvia splendens (bonfire salvia)
Lineage: Eukaryota; Viridiplantae; Streptophyta; Magnoliopsida; Lamiales; Lamiaceae
Product: ethylene-responsive transcription factor 1B
Exons: 1
Coding region: 1337-1804 (155 amino acids)
Biological process (GO): ethylene-activated signaling pathway; regulation of DNA-templated transcription
Molecular function (GO): DNA binding; DNA-binding transcription factor activity
Source: RefSeq, a predicted model, not a curated record